This is a messenger RNA of Sphaeroforma arctica JP610, 945 nucleotides long. RefSeq lists its product as hypothetical. The record is from RefSeq and is a predicted model, not a curated record. The transcript has 2 exons. Bases 1 to 945 code for a protein of 314 amino acids. NCBI's taxonomy places the organism in Eukaryota, Ichthyosporea, Ichthyophonida.
AUGGUUUCUCCUCAUGCUGAUGAUCCCAUUAUUGUGCCACGAGUGCAUGGGGUAUUCAACAGGCAUGGUAGGGUGGAAGCUGGCCCUCCGCUUUUCGUCACGCUUUGUAGGCUGGGGCCACGUAAUUUUGUGGUUUCCCCUGGGGUCUGGGCCCAGUGUGAGCAGUUGUCACUAAUGUCGGAUACUGUGAGUGUUCCGCAAGCACCGGUAGCACUGCGUGCUUCACCUCAUGUGGUGUUUACACCGACGGAGAGUACCAAACCGGUGCGGUGUUGGGCGUUUCCAAACGUGGCGGCCGCAUACAUUGGGUCGUGUGUGUCGAUGCCUAAGUUGUCGACCACUGUUCUCGAGCGAGCUGCCUUUCGCAAGUACGUUUCUACUCAAGGGGUGUUGGCCAAUGUACUUACUCGAGCGGGGCUAGUGGAUUUGGUGCCAUCUGGGGUGACGGUGGGUGAGCAACUCGGGUAUCCGGUCCAGUUGAGUGAUGACCUUGGGCAGGCGGGUGUUGGUCAGGCUGUAGCGUCUGAUCCUGUACUUCCUUCUACACACUUGUUGCUGGAGGCAUCUCCUGCAGAGGUCUCCUUGGUUGGUGAAGUAGGGAAGCCUACUGUGCCUGUAGUCGAGGGUGAUAGCAUACUGUUGUCUGUGGGUAAACGUGUGAGUAAAGAUCUCGAGACUUCGUCGCAUAUGGGGGGCGGUCCAGGGGAGUUGGCCCUCGCACCGCCUAGGAAGCGUCGUCGUGCAGCGCCUUUGGCAGUUGAAGCGUGGCCUAUUUUGGAGGCAUGUCCAUCGCGCUCUCUAUGGGGUGUCCAUUUCACAGGUCCUCAAUUAGUUAAAAGGCUCUUCAGUACGUGCAUGUCACUUAUGCACAUGCCGCACAGUCCAGGCUUCAGCACGUGGUGCAUGAUGUCAUUGGAUGGACUGGGUUGCGACCUCAGAUUGUAA